AUGAAAGUAGAAGCCGAAGGAAUUCGUAAACAGUUUCUUACAGCAGUUUUCCCAUUAGAAGUUACUGAUUAUAAAGUUUUAGGUUUACUUUUUGAAGAAACUUAUCUGCGUGCUAUACCUCGAGCUACUCAGUAUGAGAAGUCGUUUAUGCAUCGAGACACAGUCUCUCAUGUUAUAGCCACAGCAACGGAUUUUAUAAUAACUGCGAGUGUUGACGGACAUUUGAAAUUUUGGAAGAAAAAACAUGGUGAGGGGAUCGAAUUUGUAAAACAUUUUCGCUGUCAUUUGCAUGCUUUUAAACAUAUUACUGUAAACCAUAACGGGACACUGAUGUCUACAGUUUGCAAGGAAGAUAAGUCCUUGAAAAUCUUUGACGUCCCAAACUUUGAUAUGAUCAACAUGUUUAAGUUGGACUUUGCACCUGAAACAGCGUGCUGGAUUCAUCAAGGUUAUGAUGUGAUACAAGCUCUGGCUGUUUCUGAUUCCGAAUCUGGUCGGAUUAUAAUUUUUGACGGUAAAGGUGAUAACGAGCCUAUUCACAUUAUUGAGAAGAUGCAUUACUUGCCUGUAAAGUUAAUGGAGUAUAAUUUCGUUUAUGACUGCACUAUAUCUAUCGAUUCUGGUGGAAUGAUUGAGUACUGGUCUGGUCCAAAGCAUGACUACGGUUUCCCCAAGAACGUUAAUUGGGUUUACAAGACCGACACUGACUUGUAUGAAUUUGUGAAGAUUAAAUCUCCUCCUCGUUGCCUCGUUUGUUCUCAAAACGGUCGUAUUUUUGCUGCAUUUGGCGCCGACCGCCGCAUCCGCAUUUUCAAUUUUGAAACAGGGAAACUGUUUAAAGUCAUUGAUGAAACGUUACAGAGCUAUAUAGAUCAAGCGAAACUGAAUAAAAAUUUUGGUAUUCAAAAUAUGGAAUGGAAUAGAAGGAUGGCUUUAGAAAGAGAGCUGGAUCGUGAUGAAACUACUUUUCAGCAUUUAGUUAUUUGUUUUGAUGAAACGAGUAAUUUUCUGUUAUAUCCUACUCCUGUUGGAGUGAAAGUGCUCAAUUUAGUGACCGAAGAAGUUACAAGAGAAAUCGGCAAAAGUGAAAACUUAAGACUUAUUGGAGUUUCUUUGUGCAGAGCAGUUCCAAACGUUAAUGAUCAGCUUCAGGGUGCUGCAGCAACUAUCGACAUGGUGGCCGCAGAAAAUCCUAAUCUAAACAAGACCGAUCCCGAUCCUAUGCUGGUUGCUUGUGCAUAUAGAAAAAGUCGCUUUUAUCUGUUUACAAAUACGGAACCAUUUUCUACUGAGGGCAGUGAAGAAAAUGAUGCGAUUGGUAUGGGACGUGACGUUUUUAAUGAGAAGCCGAAGAAAGAGGAUGUUAUCACUGCAGUAGAAGUAAAUAAAGCCGUGAUUCAUACUUCGUACGGAGAUAUUCAUGUUAAGUUGUUCCCGAAUGAGUGCCCAAAAACAGUGGAGAACUUUUGCACUCAUGCGCGACGGGGUUACUAUAAUGGAUUAACUUUCCAUCGUGUUAUCAGAAGUUUCAUGAUUCAGACUGGCGAUCCUACGGGUAAGGGAACUGGAGGCCAGUCUAUCUGGGGUGAGGAUUUUGAAGACGAGUUCCAUCCACGUUUAAGACAUGAUAAACCUUACAUGGUUUCAAUGGCUAAUGCUGGGCCUAAUACAAAUGGAUCACAGUUCUUUAUAACUGUUUGCCCUGCUGACUGGUUAGAUGGGAAGAACACACUCUUUGGCCAGGUCACUGAGGGAUUUAGCGUAGUUCAGAAGAUCAGUCAAGUCAACACUUACGAGAAAAGCGGUCGCCCCAAGGAGGAGAUAAACAUUAUAUCCGUAACGUUAAAAUGA
Molecule: messenger RNA, 1851 nt
Organism: Enterobius vermicularis (human pinworm)
Lineage: Eukaryota; Metazoa; Nematoda; Chromadorea; Rhabditida; Oxyuridae
Source: the annotation of a GenBank genome assembly